Molecule: messenger RNA, 7107 nt
Organism: Rana temporaria (common frog)
Lineage: Eukaryota; Metazoa; Chordata; Amphibia; Anura; Ranidae
Gene: NOL4L
Product: nucleolar protein 4 like
Exons: 8
Coding region: 51-1496 (481 amino acids)
Source: RefSeq, a predicted model, not a curated record
UCUUCCUCUGCGCUGAGCUCUUUGUUGUGAUCAGGACAGAGGACUCUGGGAUGCCUCCAGCCUGCACCCAACUUCCGUAUUCAAUUUUUAUUGCCUGCAGGAGAGGUGGCCAAAGUCUGAGGAGUGCCUGGGGACGGGCUGCCGGCCUCACCGCAUGCUCGGCGCCUCUCGCUUCUCAUGGCCUCCAGGAUGAGAUCUCGGUGAGAGGGGACGAGACGGAUAUGAAUGACCCCACAUGGGCAGAUAAGUCGGGGUGCCCCAGCGAGGAGGAGGAGAAGAUGAGGAGCCCCCAGAACGCGCCGGGCCCCGGUGAGGACGAUGAGUCUUCCUCAGAGAGCUGCAACGGGAACCCCUUUUCUGUAGCCAACCCGUCCGCCGCCCCCACCAGCUCCGCCCUCAACUGCACGCUACCUGACAUGAAUGGGAACCCCCCUGCCCCGGAACUCACCACCACGUCGGAAGAGCAGCCCAUGAACCUCAGUGACAAAGUCCGGCCUUCCCCGGGGGUCCCGCUAUAUCCGUCCGACGCCGAGGCCCUGCGAAGCCGCGGGAAAUACGCCCCGAAAGCCACGUCUGAGUCCCCUCCAUACAGCUCAGGAAGUUACGACUCCAUUAAGACAGAAGUGACAGAAGUCAGCGGCUGCGCAGAGGACCUAUCGGCGGGCAGAGCUGCGGCUGUGGAUGACGAUGACGACGACGACCACGAAGAUAACGACCGCAUCACAGACACGGAGGGGCUGGACCCUGAGCGUCUGAAAGCUUUUAAUAUGUUUGUGCGCCUCUUUGUGGACGAGAACCUGGACCGCAUGGUCCCCAUCUCCAAGCAACCCAAGGAAAAGAUACAGGCCAUCAUCGAGUCGUGCAGCCGCCAGUUCCCAGAAUUCCAAGAACGCGCCAGGAAGCGCAUCCGCACCUACCUGAAGUCCUGCCGGCGCAUGAAGAAGAACGGCAUGGAGAUGGUGAGGCCGGAUGCUCUCAGGGUCUGUGCCAGGCCGACUCCGCCUCAUCUAACCUCAGCCAUGGCGGAGAACAUUCUGGCGGCAGCCUGCGAGAGCGAAUCCAGAAAAGCCGCCAAAAGGAUGAGACUAGAAGUUUAUCAGUCCGCUCAGGAAGAGAAUGUUUCCUUAGAGAAGACUUCCAGCCUCUCACAAUCCACCUACACUCUGCCGGCGACCAACUUUGCCCAGGAUCCCGUCUAUGUGAAUGGAAGUCUUCACUACACUUAUCGCGGUUACGGGUCCGUUGGAGGCAACCUGGCGCCUCCCACCUCACUGCAAACUGGAAACCACUGCAAUGGUCCAACUGAUCUCAGCAUGAAGUCUGUGGCUUCUGGCAGCACCCACUCCAACUCCUCCAACCGGGCAAUGCCGUGCGCCCAGCUCAGCCCCACCGAGAUCGGAGCAGUGCGACAGCUGAUCGCCGGGUAUCGAGAGUCGGCCGCCUUCCUUCUGCGCUCAGCCGAUGAACUGGAGAAUUUAAUAUUGCAGCAGAAUUGACCAGAACCCUCGGGCCCGGACCUCGACCUCUCACUCUACAGACUGAGAGAAGACAGCGAGGUGCCUCCGCCCCCCUCCCCCCUCCUUUUCCCAAGACAGUCGCAGACACUGAACUUGCUCACUGAGCAGGAGCCAUAUUUUAUCUCCCGCUGGGCAAUCGGAAGAACGCUGUCCCUGCGCUUACUGCGCUCUACUGAUAGAACGAGCUCCGCCCAGCGGCGGGAUGGACGUCAAUCACAUAUUUAUUGAGAUAAGGAUUUCUUCUUUUAUUAAUUUAUUUUUCUGAAUUUUUUUUUUUUUCAUUUGUACAAUAUAUUCGUGUUUGUAUGUGUGUAAGUGGACCCAUCAACUAACCAGAGCGAAGUCGUUUUGUAGGCCAGUAGGUGGCAUUUCCAAGAAAAAGGUGCAGCCCCCCCAGGCCCACAUCACGGCCUCUGCUCUGUAAAGGUGACAGGUACACCUUGAAGAACUCUACCAUCCAAUGGUCAUUCCAUCUCUUCCCAGCGUCCAAGGCCGUUUUUGGCUUUGGGCUGGAUCCAUUCCACUACGCCAUUCUUUUUCGAGGUCCACUUCGACAUUCCACCAUAUACAUUGUGAGCACUCCUCUCUAGGAGCAAGGGGGAGGCCAUUUUCUUUACUGUCCUUGUCUCCUUCCCUCGCUCUCUGAGACCUUCCAUCACCUUUUUUGGACCAUACCAUUCCACACUCAAAACAGGUGACGUCACACUAAAUCGGGCUAAGCAACGACUGAAAUACCUCCUUCAUUCCUCUUUCCACCUCUCAUCCACCGGGGCUGCUGAAUCAUGUUAACACACUAACAUUCGCUUAUUGCUGCUAUCGAUCGCCUUUUUUUCAGGUAAAAACUCAGCCGCCCCCCACCCCCUUCCUCUCUUGACCACGAGACCUCUCUUUUUCCUUGCACGUCCGUUCUUACAGGUGUUUUUUGCACAGAACCUAACAAAUACCUUGUUUUUUCAACUGCACACAACUCAGGCGGACAACCGGCUCAAUCCUCAACCUGAACCUUUUUGGUUCGGACCUCACUUUACAGCUCUCUCUCUCUGUCCCGAUGAACCAACCACUGUCUCCGUUUUUUUUGGUCCACCUCAUUUCAGAACAUUCCAUUUGAAGUCGCCAUACCCUCCUCUGCUUGUUAUAUAAUCCAUGUUUUUUUUUUUGUUAAGUGUUUUCUUGUAAAGCCAUUCCUCCUGCUAUCGUCCUUUAUAUUCACAUCAAGUCGAGCACUUUGCAACUAAUCGUUUUUUUUUUUCCCCCUCUAGGGUGAUUCAGGAACUUUGUAGGACUCUAUGUAACUAAGGUAGUCCUCAACUGCAAGCUGCAUUGUGUGCGGUGACUGUGGAUUUACAGCUUUUAGCGGCAUCGCUUCUGUCGGUCGUGUAGCUUUUAUCAUGGCUGUCCUCACGCGGAGGAUACGCCGGUAGCGUGAGUCUCCGCUAAGCACUUGGUGAACCUUUUUUUUUUUUUUUUUUUUACCAGACCGACCUCAUCUUCAAAUCGGUCAGGACUUUCUGUCUUUGUAGGUGGGGUUUGAUGCACUGACAACAGAACAAGACCCGGCAGCCUUUUUAUUUCUUCUUUUUGUAUAAUUUUUUUCGUGGUGCUUUUAAUUCUUUUACUAUUAUUACUUUGUCUUAGCUGAACACACGUUCCUUCCGACAGCUUUAAUUGCGGUGAACGCGUGCGUUUUUUUAAGUUUUUUUUUUUUUGUCAAUUCCAAUUUCGGACUACGAGUGUCCUGUUUACAUAUAUGGAUGCCCCAGCUCUCUUGCAAGGGGACUGGAGGGGGCGCUCCUCUCCAUACUGAAAGCCACAGGUACACCCACCCCCCCCAAUGGCAAACAGCGGCGCCUUUGAAAAGAAGCGCGUGAUUCACUUUACUCCCACUGACUCAGGUAGAAAGGAAGUCACACUUGAUGACUACUGGGUUUACGGACUGGCUUUCGAAAGUUAUGGGAUCCGCCCCCUUUUUAAUCCGCAAAAAGGUUUUGGCCAGGUGAGGCCACGCCCGCGUUGGCUUGGAAUGCAUGGAUUGGCCAAGUUACGGUCUACCUAUGACUAUAUAGUGUGAGGGCCCACCUGAUUGGAUAUAUAACCUCACACCACACAAAGACUAAGCUACACUGGCAGUUUUAAUUGAGCGUGUUCCAUUGGAAAGCUUUAAAAUUAUGAGAUUAAAAAUCUAAUGUACGGGAUGUGCUAUCGGUGUCGGCUAAGGGUGGUCUUCUGGAUGAUACCUCCACACUAGCAUGAGCCUGUCACCUGGCACACAAAUACUGCAUCAUCUUGUAGAAUGAAGAUAUCACUUCUCAUCCUGUGACAAUAGUAGCUGGGGUGGGUACACUCAUGGCAGCAGAUGGGGGAAGACCUCUUCCUCAGGGUCUUGGGUGGCUAUGGAGGGUUCCACCAAACACUUGGAAAGAGGUUUUGGAUGGAAUUUUUCUGCUAUAUUGUGGACGGGUUGACUUUAAGGGGGUGUCAUCAUUAGUCUCUAGGGUUGUAGUGCAUUUCAUUGCUGGAUAGGGGUACAGGUGACUGAGGCGCACCUAAGAUCAGUGCCGGGUGGGGGUACACCCAAAACAUUCCACAGCAAUCAAAGUCCAUCCAGCAUUGGUGGGAGUGGGUGAAGACACCAGUGUAGAGCCAAGUUCACAGUUCUGCCCCCCACCCGAAACAUCCCACAGCAAUCAAAGUCCAUCCAGCAUUGGUGGGAGUGGGUGAAGACACCAGUGUAGAGCCAAGUUCCCAGUUCUGCCCCCCACCCAAAACUUUCCACAGUAAUCAAAGUCCAUCUAGCAUUGGUGGGAGUGGGUGAAGACACCAGUGUAGACCAAAGUUCCUAGCUCUAACCCCCCACCACCACCACCAGUCAUUUCCAUGGGUUCCAACUGGGUAGACUUUCGGAUGGACUUUUUUCUCCUAUAUUGUGUGAAGAUUGGCUUUAAAAGGGUGUCAUCCUAGCAUUGUAGUGCAUUUCAGUGCCGGGUAGGGGUACAGGUGACUGACGGCACCUAAAAUCGGUUCUGGGUGGGGGUACACUCAGCAGUCAAAGCCCAUCCAGCAUUGGUAAUGAGUGAAGGCACCAGUGUGGACCUAAGCCCUCUCCCCCCACCUAAAACAUCUCACGGCAUUCAAAGCCCAUCCAGCAUGAAAGUUAGUGAGGACACCAGUGUAAACCCAAGUUCCUAGCUCUGAACCCCCCAAAAACAUCCCACAGCAAUCAAAGUCCCAUCCAGCAUUGGUGGGAGUGGGUGAAGAUACCAGUGUAGAGCCAAGUUCCCAGUUCUGUCCCCCGCCCUAUCUACCACACAAAACAUCCCUCAGCACCCAAAGCCCAUUGGUGGAAAUGAGUGAAGGCACCAGUGUAGAGCCAAGUUCCCAGCUCUGCUCCUCUACCCAAAACAUCCCACGGCAUUCAAAGUCCUUCCAGCAUUGGUAGGAGUGGGUGAAGGCCCAGUGUAGAUCCAAGUUCCUAGCUCUUAACCUCACCCCCCCCCCUUUCCUUACACACACACCAGUAAUUUCCUUGGGUUUCAAUGGGGUUUUUAACAGAUUUACUUUCGGGUGGACUUUUUUCUCCUAUAUUGUGUGAAGGUUGGCUUUAAGGGUAUGUCAUCACUAGUCUCUAGCAUUGUAGUGAAUUUCAGUGCCGGGUAGAGGUGCAGGUGAUUGGCGAUCACUUAAAGUCGGUGUUGGUUGGGGGUACACCCAAAACAUCAUCCCACGGCAUCCAAAGUCCAUCCAGCACUGGUGGGAGUGGGGAAAGACACCAGUGUAGACCCAAGUUCCCAGCUCCCCCCCCCCCCAAACAUACACACUAGUAAUUUCAAUGGGUUCCAGUAGGGUUUUAGGGCAGACCUGUAUUCUCUGGGAUAGGUAGAAAGGCUGAAAUAUCUACCUUUCCUGGUGGCUACCUUCAGCGCGUGGACUUGGUCAUAUGAUCUUCGCUGUAGGGUAUAACCAGCCAAUCUGAAUUCUACAGAAAAUAAAAAAAAUAAGCACAACGGGGAUAUCAGCAAACGGUUGUCCUUUUAUUAAUCAUGGUGGAUAAAAGCCAUAAGAAAUUCCAGCACGUUUCGUCCGCUUAACGUCCAAGCAGCCAAAAUGCAUUGGGAUUUCUCAUGGCUGUUAUCCACCAUGUUUAAUAAAGGAUGACCAUUUGCUGAUAUUACCGUAGUGCCGGCUCUUUUCUGACGAUUGUACAUUAUUGGAAGUUUACAAAGACCUUCCAGCCAAAGCUGGAGCUUUUUAGAGCUUUUUAGCUUCAAUCUGGAAACUGAUCCUCCCUUGUGGCAGGAGGUCACAUGACCAAGUUGCUUAAGAGACCUGUGGUCAGCACUGCUGGGAGCGCAGCAUUUUCCCCAGUCAAUAUUUCAGUUCUGGGAUUUUUGUUCCAUGGAUGCUAAAUUGUGAUUCCAGCUGAAGGAGAAUGCCUGUGGGUAACUCCGCUAAAAACAAUAGAUAACACGUAUAUACGAGUUGUUGGUGCUCCUCCCCCCCCCCCUGAUUUGUAGAAUUGAAUGGAAGAUCCCUCAAGAGUUUUUUUUUUAGCAGCGAGAUUGUAUUCGAAACAAGUAACAAUUAAUUUCUAUAAAAUUUUGUAUUUAUUUAACGUAUCACAAUAUCAAGAAAAUGUAUAAGCAUGGAUACAUAGGAGUCGUAAAAAGUCGUAAAAAGCAAUUCUGGUCAUGACAUAAAAAAAAACCCACAGAACUCAUCAGCAGUGGGAAAAAUACACAUGAAUUCAAAUUGUAAGAUGUGAAAUUUCACAUAAUAUCCCUACGCGUUUCGACCUGUUUGGUUAACGGUCUUCUUCAGGAGAAUUUAUUCUAUGCGAGAAAGAUUUGUGGAUUAUACUGUCUAUAAAUACUCCGCUAUAAAGUGUCUGCUCAUAUAAAGUGGCUGCUCAUAUCUGUCAGCUCUGAGGUUUUCUUUGUAAGCCUCUAAAGAGAACCUGUGAAUUUUUUGUUAUUAUAUACCCGUCUUAAUUAAAACCGCCUCUGUAGCUCAGUUUGAUGCCACUUCAGAAGGCCUCAUUCCUUUGCACUGCCGUGCCGUUCCCGCCACCUCCCUGCACUCCGUAGCCCCUCUUCCUUUUCUUUGCACUCCUAAAGAGCCCCCCCCCCCCCCAAAAAAAAACUACAGCUGCACUUGGUUCUUAUAAGCAAAUGAGGCAAAUUCAAGAAAAAAAACUAAAAAAAAAAACGUAAUAUAUAUAAUAUAUUAAAGAAUGAUAUUUAUUGUCCUCAUGCUUUCUUUUAUCGGUAAAUGUGAUUUUUAAUUAUUAUAAUUUGUAGAAUGUUUUUUUAUUCUCUUUUAUCCUAUAGGAUGUGAUGUGUUUAGCAGACAGAUUCCCCUUGUUCCUCUUUUUACAGACACUACCAGGCGCUCUAUGACACAUACAAAUAAAAAAAAAAGGAAAAAACCCAAAUGGUGUUAUUAUUAAAAAAAAAAAAAACGCAAAAGUGCACUGACUUGCCACAAAGUGGAAUUUUUGUUUUAUUUUUAUUUCCCUUUUUAAUAUGUAUGUCAUAUGUAAAAGGCUAACUAAUGAUUAAACGCCCACCGCAUAAUAAAACUAUACCACCUUUCA